Messenger RNA from Hibiscus syriacus, 420 nucleotides. RefSeq lists its product as uncharacterized. The transcript is spliced from 2 exons. Lineage: Eukaryota; Viridiplantae; Streptophyta; Magnoliopsida; Malvales; Malvaceae. The record is from RefSeq and is a predicted model, not a curated record. The coding region runs from base 1 to 420 and encodes 139 amino acids.
AUGUCGCCACCGCCACCUUCACCUGGUUUUAUAGCCCCGCCGUCGCCGCCGUCGCCACCAUCGCCGCCGUCACAAAGUUAUAUGACCCCUCCUGGAGGAUAUUAUGGGUAUAUGUUUACAUAUCUGACUUGGGGUUCAUAUGCUAGUUAUUUAGCGGGUGCAACCUCAUCACCGAUGGUCGCGACACAGACACCUCCUGUACAUUUUUCACACUCAUCGAUGUCUGGGUUUUAUGAGUUUUCGCAGUUAUCUAUAAGCGGUGGGAUAGUCAGUCAUACACCUCCAGGGUCCUUAUUCUAUGAAGGUGUUACAUCAUCAUCAGUUUCUCAUCAACAAAAUCGAGGAGUCAUAACCAGUUAUACGAAGAAAUCCUCCUCGAGACAAACAACCACCGCCCUGCAAAACACAUUUGCACCGUAG